This is a messenger RNA of Lizanozyma spartinae, 195 nucleotides long. RefSeq names its product 60S ribosomal protein eL29 (gene RPL29). The transcript is spliced from 2 exons. The record is from RefSeq and is a predicted model, not a curated record. Gene Ontology annotation, cellular component: ribosome; cytosolic large ribosomal subunit. NCBI's taxonomy places the organism in Eukaryota, Fungi, Ascomycota, Pichiomycetes, Serinales, Debaryomycetaceae. Bases 1 to 195 code for a protein of 64 amino acids. Gene Ontology annotation, molecular function: structural constituent of ribosome. Gene Ontology annotation, biological process: cytoplasmic translation.
AUGUGUUAUAUGUCUAAGUCUAAGAACCACACCGCCCACAACCAAACUAAGAAGGCUCACAGAAACGGGAUCAAGAAGCCAAGAACCAACAAGUACCCAAGUUUGAAGGGUGUUGAUGCUAAGUUCAAGAGAAACCACAGAUUUGCUUUGCACGGUACUGCCAAGGCUUUGAAGGCUGCCAAGUCUUCUGCUUAA